UAAUGCUUAUCACCAUAGAUCCAGGUCAUCCCCUAUCCGCUGAUCAUAUUGCAUCUACUUGGGCUACAGCUCAAUACAGAUACUUCUUAGAGGAAAUAAGGUCUAAAUAUCGACGACACAGAUUGAGUUAGAUAUUCACCGGGUGUAUGUAUGUACUUAUAUAUCUCUUAUCCGGGAAUUGGCUGUUGGCGGAAAUAUUCCGGGGGCGGAAUUCGCUCGGCUGUAAUAACAACAGAUGCAUCAAUUCCGCGAUGAAUAUCGGAUCUUUUUGUGCCAUACCCGAAAUACUUUGUCUAUACAGAAAACGUGGGGUAGAUUUGAGCUAUAGAUCCUUCUUUUAUAUGGCUAACAGAACGGAAAACUUCCCCCUUUGCGGCCUGCGAGGACUUUUAUUUAAUGGCCUUAUGGACUGUGGCAUUCUGUGUCACUGACAAACCACGACAUUAUUAAGAUAGUUCAGCAUGGCCAUAACAGCAUCUCUGUCCUUUAUACAGCAAAGCCUCAUUCUUACCCCUCUA
Messenger RNA from Aspergillus pseudonomiae, 518 nucleotides. RefSeq lists its product as uncharacterized. The coding region runs from base 147 to 431 and encodes 94 amino acids. The record is from RefSeq and is a predicted model, not a curated record. NCBI's taxonomy places the organism in Eukaryota, Fungi, Ascomycota, Eurotiomycetes, Eurotiales, Aspergillaceae. The transcript has a single exon.